AUGCAGGGCGAGACGAAGAUAUACGGCGGCAUUGUGGUCCGCCUGAGUGACCGGCUGAUGCUCUGCAAGGCCCCCGGCUGCCCGACGAGCGACUUCGCCAUUCCGGGGGUUGUGUGGGCGGAGGUCGUGAGCAAAUGCGCCGCGCCCAACUUCCGCACCACCUCCUUCAUUUCCCUCCACAGCGAGGGGGAGGAGGCGGCGACGGCGGCGGGACCCGCGCAGCUUUCGUACCACAUCAUGACCGACAGCGAGCUGGCCUUCGCCAUUCUCGCCGACAAGGCCGUCACCCGGCGUCAGGGCCACGCCGCGCUGGACGAAGUGGCGAAGACGUUUCGCAAAAUGUUUGUGGAGAACGUCUCGAAGCUGAACACCAAGAUGGUGGACGUGUUUGUGAAGCCCUACCGCGACCUGCUGCUCCGCAUGAGCGAGUCGGGGGAGCCGGAGGACAAGGUGCGGCGGGUGAAGCUCGCGGUGGCGGAGGUGAAGGACCUCGCACUAGACAACGUAGAGCGCGUGAUCCAGCGGGGGCAGCGGAUUGACGACAUUGUUCAGUCCACGGAGGAUCUGCAAUUUCAGGCCCAGGGUUUUCAGCGCAGCAGCCGCGACCUUCGCCAGCAACUCUGGUGGAAUUCCAUAAAGGGGAAACUCAUCAUUGGCGGCGUGGCGGCAUUCUUCAUUGUGAUCGUCAUGUUUGUCUUCUUCGCCGGCAACGGCAACGGCAACAGCAAUUAG
Molecule: messenger RNA, 732 nt
Organism: Trypanosoma conorhini
Lineage: Eukaryota; Euglenozoa; Kinetoplastea; Trypanosomatida; Trypanosomatidae
Product: vesicule-associated membrane protein
Exons: 1
Coding region: 1-732 (243 amino acids)
Biological process (GO): vesicle-mediated transport
Cellular component (GO): membrane
Source: RefSeq, a predicted model, not a curated record